Molecule: messenger RNA, 3601 nt
Organism: Caenorhabditis angaria
Lineage: Eukaryota; Metazoa; Nematoda; Chromadorea; Rhabditida; Rhabditidae
Source: the annotation of a GenBank genome assembly
AUGAGUUUGCCACGUGGCGAGGAGGAAAUCGAGACAAUCGGGAAUGUUUCGUAUCCAGAAGUGGAGCCGGCGGCAGGAAAUUUGAUUUUUGACGCGAGUUUUGAGUCAGGUGAGCGGGUACAGUAAUCCGAACUGCAAAAACAGAGGAAUUUUUGAAUUUCUAAAAUUAUGGUAAAGAAGCUUAUUAUUAGACUACCUACAGUAACCCGAGCUACAGUACUCCGAACUGCAAAAAUGGGGGAAUUUCCGAUGUUCUAAAAUUAUGGUUCUACCUAAUCCUACAGUAACCCGAGCUACAGUAGUCCGAACUGCAAAACAAUUGUUAUCUGGGUUUCAGAUUUCAGAUAUCAAAACCUACAGUAACCCGAAAAACAACAUUUUUUUAAAAAAACUAUUAUAUCUACAGUAAUCCAAACUGCAAAUUUGAGCCAAAAAUUGCAUUUUGAAUCAAUUUUUGGAAAAAUUCAAUAGAGUAACUCUUGUACCUACAGUACUUUUACAGUAUCUACUACAGUAAAAAAUCCCGCGACCUACAGUAAUCCGAACUGCAAAAACAAAAUUGUUUUUCGAAAAAUUGUUGAAUGUUGGAAUAAAAAAAUUCACCUACAGUAAUCAGAACUGCAAAAAAAAUGGUCCUUUGGUUUCAGAUUGUGAAACCUACAGUAAUCCGAACUUAGAAAUGUUAGAAUAAAAAAGUUACCCACCGUAAUCUAUAUAUACAGUACUCCGAACUGCAAAACAUUUUUCCAGGAAACCUCGGCCGCGCCGACAAAAUCAGUCAAUCCGAAUACGAUUUAUUCAUUCGCCCCGACACUUUGGGUGAAAAAUAUCGAGUGUGGUUUUAUUUUGAGACAAAAAAUGCGACAGAAAAUCAGCGAGUCAUAUUUAACAUCGUCAAUUUUUCGAAGCAGCGAACACUUUUUGAGAUGGGAAUUGCGGCACCGGUUGUGAAAUCUGCGGAGAAUAAUAAUUGGUGGGUUGGGGGUUGUCAAACGAUGCUCCGCAAUUACGAGUGGGCUUAAAUUGCCCUUUUAAUAAGCCCUUAGGAAGCCUCCAGAAGCUGUUAGACGCCUUUUUUAUUUUCCAAAUGUUUUUUCGCUGCAGGACCCGCAUUCCAUCUCGCCAUAUUUAUUACUACCGUAGCACACAACACUCGGAUCGUUGGAUUCUUUCAUUCGCCUUCAUUUUCGAAUCACCUGAUCCUGUCCAAUUUGCCUACUGUAUACCGUACACUUAUGGAUAUAUGCAAAAAUGGUUGGGCGAAUUGGAGGCCAGAAAAUACACGUUUUUCAGCAGGGAUUUGUUGGCGAUGAGUGUGGUGAGCGGGGUUUUUGGGCCGGCCCAGUUUGAACCGGGCCCAAACAUGUAUCUUUUGGUUCAGACCCGAAGCCGUUUGAGCUUGAAACCAAAAAAACCGGCCCGGUUUGGAAGCCUAGUGAGAAUAGUUAGGCCACUAGGCUUUUUCAAAUUUGGAAAAUUGUUCCAUGUGGAUUUUCGGGCUGCAAAGUUUUCUACGUGGAUUUUUGAGCUCCGAUUUUUGCCACGUGGAAUUUUGAGCUCCCAAAAAAUUCCCACGUGGAUAAGGAUUUUGAGCUCAGAAUUUUUCCACGUGGGUUUUUGAGCUCUAAACUUUUUUGAAAACAAUUUAUUGAAAUUUUGUGAGGUUUUUUUCCACGUGGAUUCUACUAUAAUUUCAGAAGUUAUGUGCCACGUGGAUUUUUGGGCUCUGAAUUUUGUCACGUGUAUUUUUGAGCUAAAAAAUUUUCCAUAUGGAUAAGGAUUUUUCUGAGCUCUGACUCUGACACGUGGAUUUUUGAGAUUCCAAAAUUUUUAACGUGGAUUUUAAGGAAAUUUUUUAUCUCCAAUUUUACACCUGUAUUUUUGAGCUCCAAAUUUCCCUCACGCCUUUUUCACUCUACAAACAUUUUCAGCAAAAGCGUCGUCUCGAUCUUCUCACCAUCGACGGCUCCACCGAUCCCCUCACCAACUCGGGCGCCAAGAAAAUGAUCUUCCUAACCGCCCGAAUUCAUCCCGGCGAAACGCCAAGCAGUCACGUCAUGCACGGUAUCAUCGAAUUUCUGGUGUCGAAAGAUGAGCGAGCUCAAAAAUUGCGAAAAGUCUACUGUUUCAAGCUUAUCCCGAUGUUGAAUCCCGACGGUGUUUACCAUGGGAACUAUAGAUGUUCACUGGUGGGACAUGAUUUGAAUCGAAUGUGGCGACAACCUUCUGAAUGGGCGCAUCCCACAAUCUUCGCCGUCAAGAAUCUGCUUCAACAAUACGACGCGAAUCCGAUGGCGAACCCCGUAAUCUACAUAGAUCUUCACGCACAUUCGCAAAAACCAAAUUGUUUUCUGUACGGAAAUGUGAGUGCCAACUCUGGUGAUCGGCAAUUGUGGUUGCCUCAAUUACUGUCGGAAAUCGCCGAAGAUUAUUCGCUCGAGUUCACGCAAUUCAACACUGAUGUUGAGAAGGCGGGUACUGGGAGAAGAACGAUGGGAGAGUUGUUGGGAUGUUUGUGUUAUACGAUGGAGGUCUCGUUUUUCUCGUAUCGACAUUUGGAUUCGGCGACGGGGGUUCAACAUUGCACCGCGUAUUUGCAGUAUAAAUGUGAGGAAAACUUAAGCCUAACCUAAGCCUAACCUAAGCCUAGCCUGACCUAAGCCUAGCCUAAACAUAAGCCUAACCUAAGCCUAGCCUAAGCCUAGCCUAGCCUAAGCCUAAGCCUAAGCCUAGCCUAAGCCUAGCCUAACCUAAGUUGAAUUUAUAAAAUAGGCUAAAAUUGGAAGCUUAAAAAUUCACAUGAAGAUCAGAAAUCCUUUUAGAAUCCACGUGGGAAAAAAAGUUCACAUAAUUCGGAAAAUCGAAAAAAUAUUUUUGUUUUCAAAAAAGUUUAGAGGUCAAAAAUCCACGUGGCAAUAUUUUGAAGCUCAAAAUGCCACGUGGAAAAUUUUCGAGCUCAAAAUCCACGUGGCAUAUUUUGGAGCUCAAAACCCUUAUUCACGUGGCAGAUCUGGAGCUCAAAAAAAUCCUCAUCCACAUGGAAACAUUUUUGAGCUCAAAAUCCACGUUGCAGAUCUGGAGCUCAAAACCCUUAUUCACGUGGCAAACUCUAAUGAGUCCGAAAAUCCACGUGGAAGAUCUGGAGCUCAGAAAAAUCCUUAUCCACAUGGAAAAAUUUUUGAGCUCAAAAUCCACGUGGCAGAAAAAUUGAAAAAUGCUCCUGAUCAAAUGUUUCGAAUCUGAAAGUUUUCAAAAAAAAUCUGAAAGUUUUCAAAAACAUCAAAAAGUUUAGGCUUAGGCUAAGCCUAUUUUACAAAUUUUAGAAUCAUUCACACGAAUUCUAUUAAAAUUUAAAAAAAAAUUAUUUUUCAACUUACCCUAACUCCCCUCCCCCACCUACUUUUGCUUUUUUCCAGACGAAUCGCUCGGCGAAUCAAUCUGCAAAGCUCUUCUCAACUUCUACGAAGCCGAUUGUGGAAUCCGCGAAAUUCGGCCAACUCGAAGCUUCCGCUCAUUUCUAUCAAAUCGAGCACAGAAAAGUUUGAAACAAGCCAGGCAAAUGAUCAAAACUGUUAAGAAUAUUUCAAUUGAUCGGUCGUGA